AUGAAGAUAAACGUUACUAAACCGUUUCAGUUGUUACAAUAUGUUUGUUACAUUUUCGUAGUUUUACUUCUACAAAUCGUUGUAGUCGGUCCUUUAUCAAUUUUAAUAUUUAAUGAUUUCUAUACAAGAUUGAUUCCAGACGAUUCGUUACAAUUCGUACCUAUAUCAAAAUUUGACCAAGGAAAAGUAGAAGAUGUACUAAUUUUCAAACAAGAUAUUGAUAGAAUCUCUUUGAAUGAUGACUUGAUUAAUCUCGAUAAUAAUGGAAUUUCAGAAAAGAUACCCUUACGAGAAUUUAUCAACUACGAAUUGGAUUUCGCUUUCGACUUUUAUUGUCAAUCAGAAUUGGAAACAUUCAAUUUACAAAAUGUCAAGAUCUCUAUUCAAGCCAAUGAUUUACCCCUUUAUGUUCUCGAAAUGCCAAUAAUUUGUAUCACCAAAAAUGAUACCAUAUUACUGAACUCACAUACAUCAAGACUCGAAUUGUGGCAAUUAGAAUGGCUAAAUAAGAUUCAUAUUGACAAUGUAGUAACUGUUCCGAGUAACGUUGACAUAAUAUCAAUUGUCAUUAACAAGCCAAGCCAUUCCCACUUUUUAGUUAAACCAGAUUCAAAUUUAAAUUUUAGAAUGGAUUUCACCAACGAUUUAAGAAACAUGAUGCUACGCAAGAGAACCAUUACUCAUAUAAUAGGCAUCCUCAUUGUGAAUAUACUAUUGAAUCUGUUAUUCCUGUUAAUAACUGUAAUUACAUUCAUUGUAACAUCAAAUAAAUUAAAUAAAAAAAUUUUUUUGAUGAAAAAAAAUCAAAAGUUGAAUAAAUGA
Molecule: messenger RNA, 822 nt
Organism: Kazachstania africana CBS 2517
Lineage: Eukaryota; Fungi; Ascomycota; Saccharomycetes; Saccharomycetales; Saccharomycetaceae
Gene: SEI1
Product: seipin
Exons: 1
Coding region: 1-822 (273 amino acids)
Source: RefSeq, a predicted model, not a curated record